Messenger RNA from Coregonus sp. 'balchen', 19700 nucleotides. The record is from the annotation of a GenBank genome assembly. Lineage: Eukaryota; Metazoa; Chordata; Actinopteri; Salmoniformes; Salmonidae.
GGCAGUGAGUUGUUUAUGACAGACGAGGAGCGUCUGGCGGUAGAGGCUCGCAGGGAGCUGGACAGACGAGAGUUGAUGCACCAGAAGAGGGUUGCCCUGGAGACUAACAAGGUGGUCAAGGAGCAGCAGGAGAAGGAGAGGCAGUGAGUGGAUAUCAGAUUGAUUAGUUUUAUUUGAGAUUUAAAACCUAAUUUAAACCACAUAAUUGGAUAUAAGGCAUUUAAAAUCAUCAAGGGCAACUCAAAGAAGUGGUCGAACAUAUUUAUAUUGUGGCUGGGGCUUUAUCAGAAUAGAUAAGGCCCUUUGGAGGGAAAACUAUUCUACUGAAGACUUUUCCAGGAAUAGGCAGUCCAAACAAUGAUGGGAAGAUUGGACAGAAAAAGCCACAAAAAACAGCAAUUGAUGACUACACAUUAUCAUUUUAUUCAGAGAGCUGAAGCUUUGACAAUUGUGAAUUUAUAAAACGGAUCAUUAUGUAUUUUUGGUCAAAGUUAUUGUCUGUGCAAAUGCUUUAUGAACAGAUGUCUCUCUUGAUACACCCAGAGAGAAAGAGAGCACAGACAAUAAGUGAGGACUGAAACAUAUGUUGGUUUUCACUUGUCAACCCACAUUCAGUUUGCCAAAAUAAUCAGGUGCUGACAUCCAUAGAGCACAGAGCCUUCAUCUCUUGGCUCUGUACACUAGAAAAUAACAGGCUUUUCACUAGCAGUGAUAGCAAUCAGACUCACAGGAGACAAGCAAAACAAAAGAUUACAGGUUUUUUUCUGAUUGACAAAUGAUAUAUACACUGAGUAUGCCAAACAUUAGGAACACCUUAAAAAUCCUUCUUUAACCUGACUCCUCCCCUUCAUGUAUACUGAUUGAAGUGGAUUUAACAAGUGACAUCAAUAAGGGAUCAUAGCUUUCACCUGGAUUCACUUGGUCAGUUUAUGUCAUGGAAAGAGCAGGUGUUCUUAAUGUUUUGUAUUCUCGGUGUACAAACUCCAGUGAUUACUUGUUAUCAACAUAGCUUUGUGAAUCUAUUAUACUGAUGCUAUCUCCAGAAGAAUAGGCUGAAUAUGUUGUUAUUUCCCAUAAAAUUGGAUGUUAGUCAUACAUACCAUAUAUAUAAAUGUUUAUUUGUGUUGUGAACAGGAGAAAGAUGGAGAUUUCUCAGAAGACUGCUGAGGAAGAGGAACGCUAUCGGAAGGAGAUGGAGAAGUGGGUUUUCACCCAGCUUUGCAUAUGUAUUGCUCUUUCUGUAAUAUAUGUAUUUUGUAUGUUACAUACACAAUGUUACACAUAUGGCUAAUUAUAUUCAUAGUGAAACAGACAGAUCAGUCAGGGACUGGGAGUAUUGCAUGAAGGGAAUCCAGGAUCUAUCAAAACUUCAAAGACCAUCUAGUUUAGCUUCAGUGUUCUUGUGUGUUAACAACUAAACUCAGCAAAAAAAGAAACGUCCUCUCACUGUCAACUGCGUUUAUUUUCAGCAAACUUAACAUGUGUAAAUAUUUGUAUGAACAUAACAAGAUUCAACAAUUGAGACAUAAACUGAACAACUUCCACAGACAUGUGACUAACAGAAAUUGAAUAAUGUGUCCCUGAACAAAGGGGGGGGGGGGGGUCAAAAGUAACAGUCAGUAUCUGGUGUGGCCACCAGCUGCAUUAAGUACUGCAGUGCAUCUCCUCCUCAUGGACUGCACUAGAUUUGCCAGUUCUUGCUGUGAGAUGUUACCCCACUCUUCCACCAAGGCACCUGCAAGUUCCCGGACAUUUCUGGGGGGAAUGGCCCUAGCCCUCAACCUCCGAUCCAACAGGUCCCAGACGUGCUCAAUGGGAUUGAGAUCAGGGCUCUUCGCUGGCCAUGGCAGAACACUGACAUUCCUGUCUUGCAGGAAAUCACGCACAGAACGAGCAGUAUGGCUGGUGACAUUGUCAUGCUGGAGGGUCAUGUCAGGAUGAGCCUGCAGGAAGGGUACCACAUGAGGGAGGAGGAUGUCUUCCCUGUAACGCACAGCGUUGAGAUUGCCUGCAAUGACAACAAUCUCAGUCCGAUGAUGCUGUGACACACCGCCCCAGACAAUGACGGACCCUCCACCUCCAAAUCGAUCCCGCUCCAGAGUACAGGCCUCGGUGUAACGCUCAUUCCUUCGAUAAUAAAUGCGAUUCCGACCAUCACCCCUGGUGAGACAAAACCGCGACUCGUCAGUGAAGAGCACUUUUUGCCAGUCCUGUCUGGUCCAGCGACGGUGGGUUUGAGCCCAUAGGCGAUGUUGUUGCCGGUGAUGUCUGGUGAGGACCUGCCUUCCAACAGGCCUACAAGCCCUCAGUCCAGCCACUCUCAGCCUAUUGCGGACUGGUGUAACUCGGGCAGUUGUUGUUGCCAUCCUGUACCUGUCCCGCAGGUGUGAUGUUCGGAUGUACCGAUCCUGUGCAGCUGUUGUUACACGUGGUCUGCCACUGCGAGGAUGAUCAGCUGUUCGUCCUGUCUCCCUGUAGCGCUGUCUUAGGCGUCUCACAGUACGGACAUUGCAAUUUAUUGCCCUGGCCACAUCUGCAGUCCUCAUGCCUCCUUGCAGCAUGCCUAAGGCACAUUCACGCAGAUGAGCAGGGACCCUGGGCAUCUUUCUUUUGGUGUUUUUCAGAGUCAGUAGAAAGGCCUCUUUAGUGUCCUAAGUUUUCAUAACUGUGACCUUAAUUGCCUACCAUCUGUAAGCUGUUAGUGUCUUAAUGACCGUUCCACAUGUUCAUUAAUUGUUUAUGGUUCAUUGAACAAGCAUGGGCAACACUGUUUAAACCCUUUACAAUGAAGAUCUGUGAAGUUAUUUGGAUAUCUAUGAGUUAUCUUUGAAAGACAGGGUCCUGAAAAAGGGAAGUUUCUUUUUUUGCUGAGUUUAUAUCAGAGAAUGUUUAGUAAGUUUGGAUGACCCAGUGACCUCCUGACCUGUGUGUGUCUAUGUGUGCAUCCUUGUGUGUGUGUGUGUGUGUGUGUGUGUGUGUGUGUAGGAUCGAGGCUGCGGAGAGGAAGCACCACAGGGAGUGGGAGGAGGACUGGGCGCCUAGAGAUCAACCCAAAACCAAGAGCCCAAAGAGUCCCUCCCCGGCCCCGCCCGAAAUCAACACCCCACCCCCCAAGUCCAAGAGCUCUGGUAAGGAGUGGUACCUCUGAAAGUGUUCUAUGAAUCGAUAGAGCAGGGGUACUCAACUCUUACCCUACAAGGUCCGGAGCCUGCUGGUUUUCUGUUCUACCUGAUAAUUAAUUGCACACAACUGGUGUCACAGGUCUAAAUCAGUCCCUGACUAGAUGGGAACAAUGAAAAAAUGCAGUAGAACUGGCUUCGAGGUCCAGAGUUGAGUUUGAGGGCUAUAUAAGAAUGAAUAGAUCCAAGCAAGGCCCUGUAGAUCAGCAGGGACUGUAAGGGCCUAGACUUACAGUUGCGUUUCAUCUCUUUGCAUGCUGUCUGUCUCCUCUCUUCCUCCACUGUGUGCCGUGCUUCUCUGACUUCCUUCACUGCCAGACAUUGGAGCAAGCUCUUUUCAUGCUGACGAUGAUGAUGAAGAGCAGGAGGAGGAGGAAGAGGGGAGUGACGUGAGUGACGAGUCUCACAGUGUACCCACAGAUCGCAGAGUCAGAGACGCACUACAAUACCACUCACAACAUGCUCGAUUUCCUUUGACAAUCAAAACCUAUUGACAUGCUCCUACACCUUAGUAGUGCUAGCCUGGAUGCUAGACUGUUUCUGCUUUAGCUAGCUUGUCUUGUAUUUCUGAAACUGCCUAGCAUUCAUCUUAACACGGAGCCAUCUUUCUCAACACAACCCCUUGAGCUGUCUUUCUCCAUUAAUUUCUGUUGUGUGCAGUGGAUUUAGUUGACGAACUGUAGAUGCUUUUUCUCAAUAGUUGCUGAAGUCCUGCUUAGCCUGAGUGCCAGACUGUUUCUGCUCUCUUGCCAACUCCUCAUGGAAUUGUCGUGCAAUACAUGUUUGGCUUGACAAUGGCAAUGGAGUAGGCAAAAGCACAAACAAAUCUGGGAACAGGCUAAUUCCUCCUGCCUUGCUAGGGUUUGCAUCUGUCUCGGCAUCAGAGUGACUCUGGUUGAUGUUGUUUUUUCUCUGUAGCUUUUGGAUGGUUUUAUCGCUAUGAAGGGAAGCUGCCCACACUCCGCAAGGUAUUCUGUACGGUCGCAGUUUGGUGUGCUGUGAGUGUGUUCUGUCAAAGCUAACGGACAUAUUUAACUUGGAGCAAAAUAACAUAACUUCAUUACUGGUUCUGUCACCACAAUGCUGUGGCAGUUCUAUAUUGUAGUGGCUCUUUGUGUCAAUUUGAAGUUGGAAAACCUAUAGUGUCUAGUAUUGGUCCUGGUACCGUUUGUGGUUUGGGGUGGAAUGGGUUCUGGUUUCUCCCUGGUUUCUAUAACGAUAAAUAUGAAUGAUGUCUCAGAAAGGGGAGAAGAAGAAGAAAAAGAAGAAAGUGUCCAACACGGACACCCUGCAGAACAGAGGAAAAACAAGAAAGAGAUGGAGUUUGAGCUCAAGCUGGCUGCAGAGAAAGAGGAGAUGUAUGAACGAGAGAAGCAGCUGAAGAUCAGUAGACUGGUACAGGAGGUAGGUGUAAUGAUCAGUAGACUGGUACAGGAGGUAUGAGUAAUGAUCAGUAGACUGGUGCAGGAGGUAUGAGUAAUGAUCAGUAGACUGGUGCAGGAGGUAGGUGUAAUGAUCAGUAGACUGGUACAGGAGGUAUGAGUAAUGAUCAGUAGACUGGUGCAGGAGGUAUGAGUAAUGAUCAGUAGACUGGUGCAGGAGGUAUGAGUAAUGAUCAGUAGACUGGUGCAGGAGGUAUGAGUAAUGAUCAGUAGACUGGUGCAGGAGGUAUGAGUAAUGAUCAGUAGACUGGUGCAGGAGGUAGGAGUUCUGUGGAACGUGGUUCUGUAUGAGUGAGGAAAUAACAUGAAAGUCACUAUUUUCUCAUUUUAUCUUCUGAGUUGACUUCCCAUCAGCACCUCGCCAAUAGGGUGUGUGUUCUUUAUUCAUUUCUACUUUACUGUGUGACUGAGCCCUAAUCCAGCCUUGAGUUAUACAGUAUGUUGUUCUAUAUGGGUGACCAGUGACCCGGUCUUGAGUAUUGCGUUGCGUUGCGCUGUGCCGUGCCCUAGGUGUCAGAGACAGAGCGGGAGGAUCUGGAGGAGUCAGAGAAGGUGCAGCACUGGGUGGAACGUCUCUGUCAGACACGCCUGGAACAGAUUUCCUGUGUGGAGAACGAGUCCCCGGAGGUACAUCUAGAACCCCUCCUCCUAGAACCCUUUCUUAUCUGUGUAUCAGCUAGGACCACUGGUGGUCCUAUCGCAUAUUAUCUUUUUAUGUGUAGUAACUUUUCUUCAAUCAUUUCAUGUUUUUUCCCUUCCGUUGCUAAUUGAUAGAUUUGUCGUAGGCUACAAUGCUCUGUGACUGUGUGUACAGUGAUAGCUCUGUGGUUGUGAGUGUCUGAGAGGCUGGGCUUGUCCUUCAGAUGUCCCCUCCUCGGUCUCCUGCCUCUGGGCCCAUGGUGAGGCGUUUCCCCGGGGGUCUCCAGCUGGCUACCACUGACCUGGAUGAUUUGAACUUGGAUGAGGUGGACCAGAGCCUGAGGGGGCCGCUGAAGAGACUGGCCCCCACUCAGCCUUCUUCCUCCCAGCCCCCACCCCCCCUACCUCUCCCGCCACCCUCCCCCAGACUCAACCCCACCAUCCCCAACUUCUCUCCUGCCUCACCACGACCAUCGCCCCAACGCCUCCCCCCUUCUCCCCCCCCCACCCGCAAGCCCCCUCCCUCUGCUUCUACCACGGCCUCCAGAGGACGCCAGCCCCCUCCUCCACCCCCACCUCCCCCUCCACCCCCACUUCCUUCUUCUAAGUACCCUCCUACCUCCAUCUCCUCUCACUACCCUCCUGCCCCAACCUCCCACUUUCCUCCCUCCUCCUCCUCCUCCCACUAUCCCCCUCCCACCCAGUCCUACAGGCCACCGUCCUCUCCCCGGCCCAACCCUCAGCCUCCCCCUCCUCCUCCUCCUCCCCCACCCCCUCCGCCCCCACCCUCCCAGCAACCUGAGGAGCGGCUGGGGGGAGGGUCCCAUGGAGGGUACCACCAUCACCACCCCUCCAGUCCCCCAGAGACAAGGAGCGAGUGGGAAGGGGGCGGGUACAUGCCAAGGGGUGGUUACUACUCGUCCAACACCAGUGAAGUGUCCUACCCCUCCAGCCCUAAGGUAGCCUCCCUGGUGUGACUAUGGCUUGGUCUGAAAACAACCCCUAGCCCAUUGCCCUUGCCUUCCCCCGAAAACUUUUAAGCAGAGCUGAUAGGAGUGGACAGGUGUGAGCAACUAUUGUGAUGGCUCCCACUAAACCAUCCAAUUGGUUUAGGGAAGACAUACUGUUACAUUCCUGCAAACAUCUUGUUCCUUCAGAUCUCAGAACAUCAAGGGGGCAGGGGAAUGUUUAAGGACAGUACUCUGCAUGAUCUGUGCUGGGAAGAUGCAUGGUUAUUUCAUUCAUGAAAAGGAGAGGAAACAAAUCACUGAGUCACAAUGACUGAAUGUUGUGAAGAACAAUGUCAAUUUCCUCUCCGAUUAAAUUAAAUGCAAUCAUGGAUGCAGUUAUUGGUUUUUAUUCAGUCUGUUUGCGGUGGCUUUGUGAUUUGGCUUUGUGAAUUGUUAUUGUAUUUGACAGCACUGGGUGUAGAAUUGCAUGGCAUGAUGUGGUGUGAAAUGCAGUGAGUGGUGGGUGUUUUAUUGGACUGUGGCAGAUCAGGGGGUUGGGUCAAGACGUUUACACAGAUCAGACAUGGACAGAGUAUGAUUAGCUCGGUUUCAAGGGUGUUUAUUAAUAAAGUAAUCAAAAGAAAAGGAUAAGUCACCCCCAUGAGACUCUCUCCAGGAUACCGUCUCCAACUACACGGAAGUUACCUUUCUUCCCCCAGUCCUCUCUCGUGUGCUGCCCUCCUGGCAGCUUUAUGGGCCUUCCACAGCUGGUGAGCAAUCCGUCCUUAAUUACUCACCAGCUCCCAAUCAGCCCCAAUUAGUCCUGUCCGGGGAGCCCGUCGAGACCUGGCACGUCCAGCAGAUGGAGCCACCACCUCGUGAUGAUAUACUCUAUCUGUUACCAGGCCUCGACGAGUCUCCCCCGGUGGCUGAUCUGCUGUACGCCCCUUCUCGAUAGGGCAUCCGCGUUUCCAUGCUUCACCCCUGACCUGUGCACAACAGAAAAAGAGAAGCGUUGAAGGGACAAGAACCACCUGGUGACCCGAUCGUUUGUGUCUUUUCCCUUGGGGAGCAUGGUCCGUGACCAGGGUGAAGUGGGUACCUAACAGGUAAUACUUGAGAGUGUUUAGCGCCCACUUCACCGCCAGACACUCUUUCUCCACAAUUUAGUAUUUUUUCUCUCUCGGUAUCAGCUUUCGGCUGAUGUACAUGAUGGGGUGCUCCUCCCCAUCUGUAUCUGGGACAGAACGGCCCCUAGUCCCGUAUCACAUGCAUCCGUCUGGACCACUAUCGGCACCUGGAAAUCAGGCGUUACGAGAAUCAGAUGGGAGCACAGCGCUUCCUUCAGACGGCUGAACGCCACUUCUGUCUCGUCCGUCCAUUUCACUGUUUUCGGGAGGCGGGCCCUGGUUAGAUCGGUGAGGGCGGAAGCUAUAGCCGCAAAGUUGGGGAUAAACCGGCUAUAGUAUCCUGCCAGUCCCAGGAAGGACUUGACCUGUGUCUUUGUGCGUGGAACGGGCCAGUCACGUACCGCAUGAACCUUCCUCUCCUGGGGCUUGACGUUCCCCCGUCCAAUCAAAUACCCCAGGUAUUCCACCUCCUCGAACACUAGCUUGCAUUUCUUGGGGGUUGCGGUCAAUUUGGCUUGUCUGAGCGCGUCCAGCACCGCCUGGAGGCGCGUCAGGUGCUCCUCCCAACCUUGGCUGUGGAUGAUGAUAUCAUCCAUAUAGGCCGCUGCGUACUGCUGGUGGGGUCGAAGCACUCUGUUCAUCAGUCGCUGGAAUGUGGGCGGGGCUACGUGGAGACCGAACGAGAGCACCCGGUACUGGUACAGACCGUCUGGUGUCGAACGCCGUCUUCUCCCGGGAGGAGGCUGCCAAUGGUACCUGCCAAUAUCCUUUGGUCAGGUCAAGGGUGCUGAUGUACUGGGCCUUUCCCAAUCGGUCGAUUAGCUCGUCCACCCUCGGUAUGGGGUAGGCGACGAACACGCUUAUGUCGUUCACCCCCCGGAAAUCAUUACAACAGCGGAGGCUACCGUCCGGUUUGGGCACCAACACGAUGGGGCUGCACCAUGCACUGUGGGACUCUUCAACGACCCCCAUCCUCAGCAUAGCCUCCACUUCUUGUUUCACGGCCUUCCAUCGGGCCUCCGGAAUUCGAUACGGCCUCUUUCUUACCGUUUCCCCGGGCCAGGUACGGAUGUGGUGUUCAAUGAGGGUUGUGCGGCCCGGCUUCUCGGAGAACACCGCCGUGUUCCGAUCGACCAGCUCCCGGAGCUCUAGCUUCUGGGCCGGGUCGAGGUCCUCACUGCUCGGGACCACCACUGGUACCGUUGGCAUCCGGGGUCCCGACCAUAACACGGCCAAGGCUGUCCUCUCGUGCCACUUCUUCAACAGGUUCACGUGGUAAAUCUGUUGAGGUUUCCGUCUCCCCGGUUGCCGUACGCGGUAGUUGACAGGUCCCAGUUUCUCGACCACCUCGUAUGGUCCGUGCCAUGUUGGUCCAACACCCUGUCUCACACCUGGAAUUCUCGGGGCUGGGUUCCCCGAUUGUAGACCUGGGCUUGGGCGCUUUGGGCCUUCUUCAUAUGUUCCCUCACGACUGGCCAUAUGGCUGUCAUUCGCUCAUGCAUCGUCUCCACGUGCUCUACCACGCUGCGUAAGGGGGUCGGUUGGGCUUCCCAAACCUCUUUGGCGAGGUCCAGGAGGCCACGUGGCCUCCUCCCGUAGAGGAGUUCAAACUGGGAAAACCCAGUGGAGGAUUGGGGUACUUCUCGGAUUGAGAACAUUAGGUGGGGAAGUAGCUGGUCCCAGUUCUUCCCGUCCCGCUCGAUGACCUUCCGCAGCAUCUGUUUGAGCUUUUUGUUAAAGCGCUCGACGAGCCCAUCCUUCUGCGGGUGAAAACCGGAGGUCCGGAUCUGCUUGAUCUGCAUGAGGGCACACAACUCUUUCAUGAGGCGGGAAAUAAACUCUGCACCUUGGUCAGUCAGGAUCUCGUUCGGGAUGCCCAUCCGGCUAAAGAGGUGGAACAGCUCCUGGGCGAUUCCCUUGGAUACCGCCGCCCGUAGGGGAAUGGCCUCGGUAUACCGGGUGGCAUAGUCUACUAUUACCAAGAUGUACCUGUGUCCUCAUGCAGUCUUUACCAGGGGUCCCACUAUGUCCAUGGCGAUGCGUUCAAAGGGCACCCUGAUGAUCGGCAGGGGGACCAGAGGGUUUCGGAAGUGUGCUUUCGGGGCAGUGAGUUGACACUAGCGACAGUAGUCUUCCACGGCCGUCCUCAUCCCGGGCCAGUGGAACCGGGCGGUGACCUGUUCCCGGGCCUUCUCCAUUCCCAGUUGCGCCCCCAACAGGUGGGUGUGGGCCAGCUGCAGAACGGUUCCUAUGUACCGUCGGAGCAGCAACAAUACCUCUCGAAGUUCCCCCUGGUGGCGCGACACCUGACACAAAAGGUUAUUCUUAAUUUGGAAAUGGGGGUAUCGCCAGUCACUCAUCCCCGGAAGUAGCUGUCCAUCCACCGCUAUCACUUGGGCUGUGGCAGCUUUCAAAUUCGGAUCCUCCCACUGGGCCGUCCCGAAUUGUCCCCUCAGUUGGCCCCCAACGGGGGUCUCGACUGGCCCCCUCGAAAUCGAGAAGGGGGAGGCUGGGCUCCUCCUCCAGUGGGUCCGGCUCCCCCUCCGACUCCGGACCCGUAGAGUCAGGUGGGUUAACCGGUGGCGUCCUGGCCGCACAGACGAGAGGUCAUCCCCACUCUCUUCUUCGGCCAGCUCGUAUCUUUUUUUUCAACUCGUGCCCCCAUAGGGCCACGAACAGCGGACAAUCCCGUCCCACUAGGAUAGGUACCGGCAGCUCUGGUACUGCACCCACCAUCAUCUGGCAGCUCCCUUGUGGUGUCACGAUGUUGGUCCAUACGGCGGGAUACCGCUUUGUGUCACCGUGAACACAGGAAAUUGACAUCUCCCUACCCCGUUCGGUCGCCUGGUUCAGCAGGUUCGUGGUUACGAGCGUAACCAUGCUUCCGGAGUCUAAUAGCGUUUCUGCGCGUGUCCGUCAACCUUCAACGGACCAUGGGUGCAGUUGAUUCAUAGUGCGCCCAACAGGAGGUAACAUAGUUCACGGCGCGACCCCCUGGCCUCCGGUGCUAGCUGAUGGCAUCGACUCCUCUCGAGCAGGGCAAUUCCAGGCAAUGUGCCCCCGGGAAGCCACACUUCCAACACCUCCAUUGGUCUCCAUCUACCUGGGGUCGUCGAUGACGGGUCGGCCCUUCCCCAGCCGUCUCUCCACGGGUUUGCGGUCCCUUGGCCCUGCCGACUGUCGGUUUGGGGUACCCCGCGGUGGGGUUGUCCUUUCGUCCCCUCGCACAGGUCGCCGAUUCGUCCCGGCUCCCACUCAGUAGGGCCUGAGUGUUCUGCAUCUCCACUGCUUCCAGGAGGCCCUCCAAGGUCUGGGGCGCGCAUAGGCUCGCUGCCCUCUUCAUGUCGUGGGAUAGCGCCAGUACGAAGCGAUCCAGUACCACUUUGUCGAGGAGGGAGAGGGUGGAUACGUCGGUUAGGAGCCAUGCCCUGGUGACGCGCAGAAGGUCGCUCAUCUGGGCUCGGGGGGAUGCGUCGGUUAUGAACCUCCAGUCGUGGAACCGUUGAGCCCGAUGGGCCAGGCUGUACCCGUAGCGGCUGAGUAUCUCCCGUUUGAGUCCAUCGUAGUUAGCCGCCUGUUCGUCGUUCAGGUCCCAAUAUGCCUUUUGGGCAUUCCCAGAGAGGAACGGGGCCAGCAGACUUGCCCACUUCGGCCUUGGCCAUCGUUCCCGUAACGCUGUCCAUUCAAACGUACAGAGGUAUGUUUCAAUGUCAUCGUCUUCCAUUAGCUUGAAUAAAAACUGAUUGGGAUGGGAUUCAGGAGACGCUCCUCCUUGCAGCUUCCUGACUUCCUCCACGAGGCAGACGUUUUGUAGUCGCUGUUCCUCCAGCGUUCGUUCCUGAACCGCCUGUUGUGCUUGUUGGGCCCGGACGAACUGAGCUAUCAACUCGUCCAUGCUGAUGCUGUGUAAACGUCAACCCUGAUCUGACCACGUUAUCAAAUGCUCACAUUCUCCACCACUUGUGGCAUAUCAGAGGGUUGGGUCAAGACAUUUACACAGAUCAGACAUGGACAGAGUAUGAUUAGCUCGGUUUCAAGGGUGUUUAUUAAUAAAGUAAUCAAAAGAAAAGGAUAAGUCUCCCCCAUGAGACUCUCUCCAGGAUACCGGCUCCAACUACACUGAAGUUACCUUCCUUCCCCCAGUCCUCUCUCGUGUGCUGCCCUCCUGGCAGCUUUAUGGGCCUUCCACAGCUGGUGAGCAAUCCGUCCUAAAUUACUCACCAGCUCCCAAUCAGCCCCAAUUAGUCCUGUCCGGGGAGCCCGUCGAGACCUGGCACGUCCAGCAGAUGGAGCCACCGCCUCGUGAUGUAUACUCCAUCUGUUACCAGGCCUCGACGAGUCUCCCCCGGUGGCUGACCUGCUGUACGCCGCAGUACAAAGACAUUACAUAAGAUUGUCUAUACACGAGAGAGGUUGAGAGUGAUGACUGAAUAGCUCCUCUUCAAGUGCAUGAUAUCUCCUUUCCUACAUGUGUGUUCCAUUUCAAACCACCACUUUGUGUGUGUGUGUGUGUGCGUGCGUGUGUGUGACAUUAAUAUUCCAGUAGCGUUCUGUAAUGGUCAUUCAGGGAUAAAUACAUGAUACUACUGUGUUUUCCUGGUUCAGGUGAUGAGAAACACUUCCCAUAUCAGUGGUGUAUCCAAUUUAAGCAAUUCCCUGGUAAGUCUGCUCCCUCCCAUAAAUUGAUAUUUGAGAGUGUUCAGUAAGCCUGCCUAGAUUGCUCCUGUAGUGGAGGAAGUACUUGUGUGAUGUGAACAAAUGUUUAGACAAGCUGGAGAUCUGUUGACUUUUAAACCAUGCUACAUUCUUCAUAGUUCUAGAACAUUCCCAGGGCUCUGAUCUUACGGGUUUAAACAUAGAGAUAUACAGUUGAAGUCGGUCAUUAAAACUAGUCAUUAAAACUAGUUUUUCAACCACUCCACAAAUUUCUUUUGAACAAACUAUAGUUUUGGCAAGUCGGUCAGGACAUCUACUUUGUGAAUGACAAAAGUAAUUUUUCCAACAAUUGUUUACAGACAGAUUAUUUCCAAACGCCUGAAGGUAUCACGUUCAUCUGUACAAACAAUAGUACGCAAGUAUAAACACCAUGGGACCACUCAGCCAUCAUACCGCUCAGGAAGGAGACGCGUUCUGUCUCCUAGAGAUGAACGUACUUUGGUGCGAAAAGUGCAAAUCAAUCCCAGAACAACAGCAAAGGACCUUGUGAAGAUGCUGGAGGAAACAGGUACAAAAGUAUGUAUAUCCACAGUAAAACGAGUCCUAUAUCGACAUAACCUGAAAGGCUUCUCAGCAAGGAAGAAGCCACUUUUUGGAGAAAUGUCCUCUGGUCUGAUGAAACAAAAAAAUAACUGUUUGGCCAUAAUGACCAUCGUUAUGUUUGGAGGAAAAAGGGAGUGGCUUGCAAGCCGAAGAACACCAUCCCAACCGUGACGCACGGGGGUGGCAGCAUCAUGCUGUGGGGGUGCUUUGCUGCAGGAGGGACUGGUGCACUUCACAAAAUAGAUGGCAUCAUGAGGAAGGAAAAUUAUGUGGAUAUAUUGAAGGAACAUCUCAAGACAUCAGUCAGGAAGUUAAAGCUUGGUCACAAAUGGGUCUUCCAAAUGGACAAUGACCCCAAGCAUACUUCCAAAGUUGUGGUAAAAUGGCUUAAGGACAACUAAGUCAAGGUAUUGGAGUGGCCAUCACAAAGCCCUGACCUCAAUCCUAUAGAAAAUGUGUGGACAGAACUGAAACAGCGUGUGCAAGCAUGGAGGCCUACAAACCUGACUCAGUUACACCAGCUCUGUCAGGAGGAAUGGGCCAAAAUUCACCCAACUUAUUGUGGGAAGCUUGUGAAAGGCUACCCGAAACGUUUGACCCAAGUUAAACAAUUUAAAGGCAAUGCUAACAAAUACUAAUUGAGUGUAUGUAAACUUCUGACCCACUGGGAAUGUGAUGAUAGAAAUAAAAGCUGAAAUAAAUAAUUCUCUCCACUAUUAUUUCACAUUCUUAAAAUAAAGUGGUGACUCUACCUGACCUAAGACAGGGGAUUCUUACUAGGAUUAAAUGCCAGGAAUUGUGAAAAACUGAGUUUAAAUGUAUUUGGCUAAGGUAUAUGUAAACUUACGACUUCAACUGUAUAUUGGGUUAAAUCACAGGGUUAAAGCUCUGAUGUCACUGGUUUGAUCAUGAGCUGUUUGUUCUGGGAUUCAGCUGUAGAAUGCCUACGUGUGCUUUUCAAUUAUGUCCAUGGUGCUCUGCUCACUGAAACCCACUCAAACCCCAUUGUUUGCUGGCCUAUCUGCUGUUGCUUGGAUGUUCCCAAUAGCAAAUAGCUCCUAGUCCGCCCAACCAGAGGCGUCAGAUGGCCCCUGUCAUGUCUAAACCUGUCAUGCUGUCCCAGAAUCAGUCACAUCGACCAACCCUACACUCUGAGGGCCUGGUAAGAAACACUGUCCUCCUACUCCUACUCUCUCCCUAAACACCCUCUUUGCAUGCUUGCUCUGUUAUCCUGUCACUGUCCCUAGCCGGGGUGCUAGUUUGUUCUCACUGUCCCUAGCCGGGGUGCUACUUUGUCAAGCUGUUUCUCUGGGUUCUCUGCUGCACCAGACAAGGGUGGUUAGUGUACCGAUGCUAACUUCAAUUUUUGCAACUUUCAUUACUCUGCUCCCACUGGUCAUUAACCAUAUGUCAUCAUCAUCCAGAAAAACCAAGGGAGGAUCAGGUCUGGCUUUUAUAUAUCGUCCAAUUAUUUGUGAAGGAUGAAUACACAAACUGAGAGAGUAUUAUAGUCUUUGCAGUUUAGCUACAGAACUUCUCAGUAACCGAAUGAAACGAUACAGCAUCAGAACAUGACUUGCAUUCCAGUAGUGAGAGGAGUGUCUUGUUUCUUUGCCUAUCAUAAAUUCGGAAUACAUUGGUGUUCCGAUAGGUUGUCUUAGUCUUAGCGAUCCUAUUCAUCUGAAGGGGACAGAUCUAUGGGGGGAAAGCCCUAAAGUUCACAGACAAAGGUUACAAAGACGGCACCUAAUUAUUUGUAAUUGUUUAAAAAUAUAUAUCUACAGUACCAGUCAAAAGUUUGGACACACCUACUCAUUUUUACUAUUUUCUACAUUGUAGAAUAAUAGUGAAGACAUCACAACUAUGAAAUAACACAUAUGGAAUCAUGUAGUAACCAAAGAAGUGUUAAACAAAUGAAAAUAUAUUUUAUAUUUGUAGCGGGUGAUUUGGACGGAGUCAGGCGCAGGAGGUGUUAAUCACAGAAUAAUGGUUUAUUCGGCCAAUACAGCGGUUCGCAGCAAUGCGUAAAACAACUACAGUGCGACUUAACGGCGCACUGGGGAAAACAAGACACACGGGUGAAUAUCCUGAUGAUAAAGUACAUAAUGGUCUACCGAGCUAUCGACACCUCCACAUGGAAACAAUCACACACAAAGACAUUGGGGGCAGAGGGAAUACUAAUACAGGGACUGAUGAGGGGAUAUGAACCAGGUGUGUGUAAAAAAACAAGACAAAACAAAUGGAAUGAUGAGAAGAGGAGCGGCAGUGGCUAGAAGGCCGGUGACGACGAACACCAAAGCCUGCCCGAACAAGGAGAGGAGGCAGCUUCGGAGGAAGUCGUGACAAUAUUUGAGAUUCUUCAAAUAGCCACCCUUUGCCUUGAUGACAGCUUUGCAUACUCUUGGCAUUCUUUCAACCAGCUUCAUGAGGUAGUCACCUGGAAAGCAUUUCAAUUAACAGGUGUGCCUUCUUAAAAGUUAAUUUGUGGAAUUUCUUUCCUUCUUAAUGCGUUUGAGCCAAUCAGUUGUGUUGUGACAAGCUAGAGGUGGUAUACAGAAGAUAGCCCUAUUUGGUAAAAGACCAAGUCCAUAUUAUGGCAAGAACAGCUCAAAUAAGCAAAGAGAAAUGACAGUCCAUCAUUACUUUAAGACAUGAAGGUAAGUCAAUCCGGAAAAUGUCAAGAACUUUUAAAGUUUCUUCAAGUGCAGUCGCAAAAACCAUCAAGCGCUAUGAUGAAACUGGCUCUCACGAGGACCGCCACAGGAAAGGAAGACCCAGAGUUACCUCUGCUGCAGAGGAUAAGUUCAUUAGAGUUCCCAGCCUCAGAAAUUGCAGCCCAAAUAAAUGCUUUGCAGAGUUCAAGUCACAGACACAUCUCAACAUCAACUGUUCAGAGGAGACUGCGUGAAUCAGGCCUUCAUGGUCGAAUUUCUGCAAAGAAACCACUACUAAAGGACACCAAUAAGAAGUAGACUUGCUUGGGCCAAGAAACACGAGCAAUGGACAUUGGACCGGUGGAAAUCUGUCCUUUGGUCUGAUGAGUCCAAAUUGGAGAUUUUUGGUUCAAACCGCUGUGUCAUUGUGAGAUGCAGAGUAGGUGAACGGAUGAUCUCCGCAUGUGUGGUUCCCACCGUAAAGCAUGGAGGAGGAGGUGUGAUGGUGUGGGGGUGCUUUACUGGUGACACUGUCUGUGAUUUAUUUAGAAUUCAAGGCACACUUAACCAGCAUGGCUACCACCGCAUUCUGCAGCGAUACGCCAUCCCAUCUGGUUUGCGCGUAGAGGGACUAUCAUUUGUUUUUCAACAGGACAAUGACCCAAAACACACUUCCAGGCUGUGUAAGGGCUGAGAUGGUUUGGGAUGAGUUGGACCGCAGAUAUGUGCUCACUAUAUGUGGGAACUCCUUCAAGACUGUUGGAAAAGCAUUCCUCAUGUAGCUGGUUAAGAGAAUGCCAAGAGUGUGCAAAGCUGUCAUCAAGGCAAAGGGUGGCUACUUUGAAGAAUAUAAAAUAUAAAAUAUAUUUUGAUUUGUUUAACACUUUUUUGGUUACUACAUGAUUCCAUAUGUGUUAUUUCAUCGUAUUGAUGUCUUCACUAUUAUUCUACAAUGUAGAAAAUAGUAAAAAUAACUAAAAACCCUUGAAUGAGUAGGUGUGUCCAAACUUUUGACUGGUACUUUAUAUCUUUGUAUGUUUAUUGGAUAGAGAGAGAUAUAGGUGAACGGUAGGAGAGAGAUUGCUGAAAGAGCAGUGGGAUGGAUUCGAAGCAGCAAUGACUUAGAUCACUAGACCCCCCAAGCCAUUAUCCAUAAUGACUUAUGGGUCAGAGAGUCACAGAAACAGAGUAGAAACUCUGCAGUAGUUUGAUGGAUGCUGAGACGCCCUCAUGCCCUACUGUCUGUCUGUAAGACUGACGCUCUAUCUGACGCGAUUAAACCACACAGGAAGCCCAUCUCAGCCCAUCUCUCCCUCCUGUCAUAAGUGCCUGUUAAUUAAAUGGAUGGCCACCACCCAUGGAUAUAGCCUACAGUACAGUUUAGGUGCAGUCAUUUUCAGGCUCUGACGUAUGGUGACAGCUGUGUUAGCACUCAAAGAUGUCACAUAAAGUUUACUUCCAUUUUUAAAUUGUUCUAUUCUUUUCACUGCAUCAGACAUUUCUGCUUUUCAGCCUUCUUUAGUCUGUAGGUAAUCUUUUUCAUUCAAAACAGCAUUUAUAGGGGACACAGGUGAGCAAUUUAAACUCUGUCCAUAUCAAGAACACCGUCCAUAUCAUAUUUUGCAUAUCAUUUAUGAGUUAGGCUCACAUAUUUAUGAACAGCCUGAAGUCCUUUGUGGUAAGCAAUCUCAUAAAUGUAUAUAAUGUAUCCAAAUGAGCGGACGGUUCACGCCUGAUACCCCCAAUUGCCCUUUGUGCCCGCUCCCAUACUCUAUAAUUCUGUAUUUCUUUGUGAUUGUAACUUGUAUACGGGUAGACCAGAGAACCUGAUUGGCAGAUGAGUGGCAACUCUGAUUAGAAGCACCUGUUGCUCAUCGGUUGCUCACCUGUGUUCCCUAUAAAUGCUGUUUUGAAUGAAAAAGAUUUGGACUGACAUACUGAAGAAGGCUAAAAAGCGGAAACGUCUGUGUACGCUAUCCCUGAUGCAAAGAAAAUAAUAAAAACAAAUAGAAAAAAAUUUUAACCCCUUUUUCUCCCCAAUUUCGAUCUUGUCUCAUCGCUGCAACUCCCCAACGGGCUCAGGAGGGGAAAAUCGAGUCAUGUGUCCUCUGAAACAUGACCCGCCAAACCGCGCCCGCUUAACCCGGAAGCCAGCCGCACCAAUGUGUCGGAGGAACACUGUUCAACUGACGACCGAGGUCAGCCUGCAGGCGCCCGGCACAAGGAGUCGCUAGAGCGCGAUGAGCCAAGUAAAGCCCCCCCGGCCAAACCCUCCCUUAACCCGGACGACACUGGGCCAAUUGUGCGCCGCCCAACGGGACUUCAGAUCACGGCCGGUUGUGACAGCCUGGGAUCGAACCCAGGUCUACCCGGGUCUGUCGUGACGCCUCUAGCACUGCGAUGCAGUGCCUUAGACCACUGCUCCACUCAGGAGGCCCAUGCAACAUAUUUUUUGAGUGCGGGCCCAUCACAUCUUUUUGCUUAUCUGAGUUUACGGGUUUUACGCACCAACCAAACUUUUAAUUGGCUACUGUGUUAGUCAGUGCCUUUGGAAAGUAUUCAGACCCCUAUACUUUUUCCAAAUGUUGUUACGUUACAGCCUUAUUCUAAAAUGGAUUAAAUAAAAACAUUUCCUCAGCAAUCUACACACAAUACCACAUAAUGACAAAGCAAAAACAGGUUUUUAGAUUUUUUUGCAAAUGUAUUAAAAAUAAAAAACUUCCUUUACGUAAGUAUUCAGACCCUUUGCUAUGAGACUCGAAAUUGAGCUCAAGUGCAUCCUGUUUCCAUUGAUCAUCCUUGAGAUGUUUCUACAACCUGAUUGGAGUCCACUUGUGGUCAAUUCAAUUGAUUGGACAUGAUUUGGAAGGGCAAACACCUGUCUAUAUAAGGUCUCACAGUUGACAGUGCAUGUCAGAGCAAAAACCAAGCCAUGAGGUGGAAGGAAUUGUCCGUAGAGCUCCGAGACAGGAUUGUGUCGAGGCACAGAUCUGGGGAAGGGUACCAAAAAAUGUCUGCAGCAUUGAAGGUCGCCAAGAACACAGUUUGCCUCCAUCAUUCUUAAAUGCAUGAAGUUUGGAACCACCUAGACUCUUCCUAGACCUGGCCGCCCGGCCAAACAGAGCAAUUUGGGGCGAAGGGCCUUGGUCAGGGAGGUGACCAAGAAUCCAAUGGUCACUCUGACAGAGCUCUAUAGUUCCUAUGUGGAGAUGGGAUAAUCUUCCAGAAGGACAACCAUCUCUGCAGCACUCCACCAAUCAGGCCUUUAUGGUAGAGUGGCCAGACAGAAGCCACUCCUCAGUAAAUGGCACAUGACAGCCCGCUUGGAGUUUGCCAAAAGGCACCUAAAGACUCUCAGACCAUGAGAAACAAGAUUCUCUGCUCUGAUGAAACCAAGAUUGAACUCUUUGGCCUGAAUGCCAACCGUCAUGUCUAGAGGAAACCUGGCACCAUCCCUAUGGUGAGUCAUGGUGGUGGCAGUAUCAUGCUGUGGGGAUGAUUUUUCACUGGCAUGGACUGGGAAACUAGUCAGGAUCGAGGCAAAGAUGAACGGAGCAAAGUACAGAGAGAUCCUUGAUGAAAACCUGCUCCUUAGCUCUCAGGACCUCAGACUGGGGCGAAGGUUUACCUUCCAACAGGAUAACGACCCAAAGCACACAGCCAAGACAACGUAGGAAUGACUUCGGGACAAGUCUCUGAAUGUCCUUGAGUGGCCCAGCCAGAGCCCGGACUUGAACACGAUCGAACAUCUCUGGAGAGACCUGAAAAUAACUGUGCAGCAAUGCUCCUCAUUCAAUCUGACAGAGCUUGAGAGGAUCUGCAGAGAAGAAUGGGAGAAACUCCCCAAAUACAUGUGUGCCAAGCUUGUAGAGUCAUACCCAAGAAGACUCAAUGCUUUAAUCGCUGCCAAAGGUGCUUCAACAAAGUACUGAGUAAAGGGUCUGAAUACUUCUGUAAAUGUGGUAUUUCCAUUUUUUAUUUGUAAUAAAUUAGCAAAAUGUUCUAAAAAACGGUUUUUGCUUUGUCAUUAUGAGUAUUGUGUGUAGGUAGAUGAGGGGGAAAAAAAACUAUUUAAUCAAUUUUAGAGUAAGGCUAUAACAUAACAAAAUGUGGAAAAAGUCAAGGGGUCUGAAUACUUUCCGAAGGCACUGUAUGUAUAUUUAACCCGCCCUCUCCAGCAGUACAGCCCUCCUAAGCCCCCGCACAUCUUGAAAUUCCCCCACAUAGUUGACCAUCUUCUAGUAUUUAUAAUCAACCUUAAGGAGCGAGGGGAAAAAAAAGAAGAAGCGAGGUGUUUAGUGUCAUAGUGUCAAUCUCUAAUGACUACUGUCUGGUUCCUGUGUUACAGCCCCCGGAGAUGCUGAAACGGAUGGUGACGUAUAACACCUCCUUUAGGUCCAACAACAAGAGACAAGUAAUCCAUACCAAUCACCACCUUCUCCUCUGA